Molecule: messenger RNA, 2538 nt
Organism: Lithohypha guttulata
Lineage: Eukaryota; Fungi; Ascomycota; Eurotiomycetes; Chaetothyriales; Trichomeriaceae
Exons: 3
Coding region: 1-2538 (845 amino acids)
Biological process (GO): fatty acid elongation
Cellular component (GO): endoplasmic reticulum
Molecular function (GO): ketoreductase activity
Source: RefSeq, a predicted model, not a curated record
AUGGCUUACGACUUAGGCUCUCUAGGUCAACAGACGACUCUCUCAAUAGCACUGUUAGGGAUAGGAGUAUUUUCUUUAGCGUCUGUGAUCUACACGUUAACACGGACCCUCCUCAGCACUUUCGUACUGCCAGGUAAAUCUCUUUCUACAUUCGGACCUCAAGGAUCUUGGGCCAUCGUUACAGGUGCUUCCGAUGGCCUAGGUAAAGAGUUCGCUUCUCAACUUGCUGCAAGAGGAUUCAACCUGAUACUUGCCUCCCGCACUCAAAGUAAGCUUGACGAUGUCGCAAAGACGAUCAAGAGCAAGCAUGCCUCUACCCAGGUCGAAACACUGGCGAUCGACUUCUCCAAGCCAACAGCAGACGACUACAGGAAAUUUGAGGCUCUACUGGUUGGGAGAACAGUCGCAAUAUUGAUCAACAAUGUGGGACAAAGUCAUAGUAUUCCUGUGCCCUUUGCAGAAACUGAGAGUCAAGAGAUUGAGAAUAUCAUCAACAUCAACUGCCAGGCGACAUUGCGAGUCACUCAGCUUGUCCUACCACAGAUGCUGCCAAACAAAAAAGGCCUGAUCCUGACAAUGGGCAGCUUCGGUGGUCUGACACCGACACCACUUCUAGCUACCUACUCCGGUAGUAAAGCAUUUCUGCAACAGUGGUCGAAUGCGCUUGCAUCUGAGCUGGAGGACAAGGGCAUUACAGUGCACUUUGUUCAGGCCUAUUUGAUCACUUCUGCAAUGAGCAAGAUCAAACGUGCAAGUCUGAUUGUGCCUAGUGAGAGAGCAUUCGUCAAGUCCGCACUUUCCAAAAUUGGGAGAAGAGGUGGAAGCGUUGGAUACAGCUAUAGCGGAAGCCCUUACUGGAGCCAUGCCGUUGCCGCAUUCGGUAUCACGUAUCUGCUUGGUCCGAUGAAUGGCUUCCUGCUUGGUAUCAACAAGAGCAUGCACGUCGAUAUUAGGAAGAGAGCGUUACGAAAAGCUGAGAGAGAUCGACAACAGGGGAAGAAGGAAUCAUACUUUACAUAUGCUCCUAACACACAGCCAAGCAUCAUCGAUCACGAUGUGCACUUCCGUCCUGGAAUCGGCAGUGAUGGUCGUACAGAGACUUAUACCCCGAGAACCAUAAUCUACGACCUAAAAGGAGGCUUCGGCACGUUGAGGCAACGAAAUGUGCUCUACGAUGACAUACCGGCAAAUCAACAACAAACAUCAACCUCUGCGUGGAGUGAGAACGGAUUUACUACAAUCAAGCAGCAGCCAAUCCAGCAGAAUCGAUACCAACAAGAUCUAGAUGCCGGGCUACCUACCAGACAGCUGAAGAGCAGCGACGUGCGAUAUUGGAGCGACUUCAACAGAGUCUUCUUUCAUCCGAGGAGUAUCGUACAGUUAAGCGAGUAUACACUCAACGACUCAAUACGACCAUUCGAGAACUGGGCCGCGGGAGAAGACCUGUGGCGAGACAUAGACAGAGGAAGUGGAGGAUUGCUCGAUCGAGAUGUGAGGCUCUUUGUGGAAGAAUGUGAUAGUCUCCAGGGGUUUCAGCUUUAUUCCGGAGUGGACGAUGCGUGGGGUGGGUGGUGUUCGAGAUAUGUCGAUGCGCUUCGAGACGAGUUUGGGAAGAAAAGCGUCUGGGUCUGGGCACUAGAAGACAAUGAAGAGCAGCAACGAGAGAAAAGAAUAGCGAGCAAGGCCAAUGCGGCGAGAUCGAUGAGUGGGAUGAGGGAUCUGGUCAACGGAUACAUUGGUUUAUCUUCACGGCCAGAAAAUUUGCCUGGCUAUACCAGGCUGGGCAAGAGCGAGUGGGAAUCAACAGGACUUAUAGCAGCUGCGGUGGAAAGUGUCACAUUAGCUAUGAGGCUACGUUCAGAUGCGCCCAGGACAAGCUCGAUGGCACACUUUGAGCAGGUACUUGGUGCAAACGAGGAAAGGAAUAUGUGGCAGUUGGGUGUGAGGGUCGAUUCAGAUGACAGGAAACAGCAGACCACCAAUGGACAGACGGCCGCAUCGCAGGAGAAGGCAGAAGAUGAGGCGGAUGCUGAAGACACCACAACUUUUGACAUUAACUUUAUGCCCAACAUCUCGUCUUUAAUGCCGAAUACUUUAGCUCAAGGCAGUCGGCGAACAGGACGCAAACAUAUUUUCGCUCAGAUCAACACUUCCAGAACAUCGCGCGACCAGCACAACGAUCCACAUCCCUCCGCACUCAGCCAGGAGGAGCUGUUGCGCAGGCGAUACAACGAGGAGGCCAUUGUCGAGUCCUUCCAUGUGCCCUUGGGGUUCCCGCGGCUGGAUGCAUAUCCAGCUGGUUUGUUCGACUUCCCGGAGGACCAGACAACAGGUGAUAGGCGGAAAAUUUCCUUGACUGCUGGCUUUACGACUAGCUCAAAGGCGAACGAGAGAAUAUUGAAUUUGAGAGAUCUGGUAACGAGACACAGUAGAGCUGUCGCUGUGGACGAUAGGGAAGAGCUGUAUAACGGACUUACGGAGGUUGCACAGCGAUAUGCUCAUGGAUGGGAUAGUGGUAGUGAAAGUGAGGAUGACUGA